Molecule: messenger RNA, 1642 nt
Organism: Acaromyces ingoldii
Lineage: Eukaryota; Fungi; Basidiomycota; Exobasidiomycetes; Exobasidiales; Cryptobasidiaceae
Exons: 6
Coding region: 367-1398 (343 amino acids)
Biological process (GO): protein folding
Cellular component (GO): endoplasmic reticulum membrane
Source: RefSeq, a predicted model, not a curated record
GAAAUGCACUGCAUCGCAGCGCACAUUGCAGAGGGCGGGCAAGCAAGCCGGCGCCAGUGAUUUUCGAUCAUCAAUCGACGAACCAACCUCUCCUCUUCUCUCCAGUUACAUCGACGCUCGUCCUCUCUGUUCCCAUCUCUUUCUCUUCUCUCUCUCCACGCUGGCGUCUCGAUUCUCCUAAUCGGCACGCUCCCUUCCGCUCCUUUGACUGUCCAGAAUCAGCGACAACAGAAGUUGUUGGGGCCAAAUACACACGCGCGUUCAAACGCCCUUGCCUUAUUUUGACGAGCGAGGUGACGCUGCCGACGGAUACAUCUUCAAAGGCAUAGCAAGGACGACGAGGGCGACGACACGAGCGACGCCAAGAUGGGCAUCUCGUUUGGAAGCUACGACAAGAUCUGUGAUGAGGUUGCGCUCAUCGUCUGCCCACUCCUGGGGUCGGACUUGGGUCUGGAGCCGAGCUGCUACUCGAGAAACGUAGAGAUCAACAGCACAGUCAUCUUCCAGCCAGCAACAUGCUUCCUGCACAUUGCUGCUCUCAUCAUGACUGCCAUUAUGGUCUACCACGUCCGAUCAAAAUACACAGCCGUUGGUCGCAAGGAGAUCGUUCUCUUCUUCUACCUUUACGCUCUGUCAGAGAUCAUCGCCAUCUUCCUCGACUCGGCCAUCAUCCCCACCUACUCACCAGCAUACCCUAUCUUUGCUGCCAUCUACGUCGGCCUGGGGACGGCCAUCUUCUGGUGCUUGGUCAUCAACGGCUUCGUCGGCUUCCAGUUCGCAGAAGACGGCACGCCAAAGUCUCUCUGGUUCCUUCGGCUAUCGACGCUGUUGCUUUGGGUCAUUGGCUUCCUCGUCUCCCUCGGCACCUUUAAGUCGAUUGGUGGUCUCUCGCCCACGAAGCAGGUCGGCCUCUGGGUCGUGCAGCUGCUGUUCCCCGUCAUCUGUGUGGCUAUCUACACCAUCUCGCAGAUCAUCCUUGUCCUGCGGACGCUCGACGACCGGUGGCCGCUGGGCGACAUUGCCUUUGGCGUCGGCGCCUUUGUCGCGGCAUGCGUCCUGAUGUUUGGAUUCUCAAAAGAGAUCUGCGUCGGUGUCAAGCACUAUAUCGACGGCACCUUCUUUGGCGUUCUCUGCCUUCUCUUCGCAGUCAUGAUGGUUUACAAAUACUGGGAUUCAAUCACAAAGGAAGACCUCGAGUUCAGCGUCGGGUCAAAGCAGUCAGUCUGGGAGAUCAAAGACCCCCUGCUUGGCCCUGGCGACGUCGACGUUGUGGCGUCUUCGAACACGCACGAUUCGUAUGGUCGUGCGGGUGGCGCUAAGCUUGCGCCGGGUGCGGCUACCAAGUCGCCCGGCGGACUCGGUUACCCUCCUGGCGGGCACUACGGAGGUGGCUACUAGUUGAACGACAAAAGGACUAUCUCUCACCUUCGUCCCUCUCCCUGUCCUCUUACCUCUUUUGAGUUCACCUACUCACGACCACUGUACUUUUUACCGUGUGUGUGUAGACACACGCCCUCUUGUCCUUUCUCGUCCCUCUUCUCUCUAGUAGAUCCGUUCUUUGUUUCAAACUCCUGUCCCACCACGCACUUGUGUUCCAACUCUCUGGCAGUCAUCCACGCGCACAAUUUAUACACUCAAGCUC